AUGGAUGGGAAACACUUUUUUGCUCAACGAGACGAUAUCGCCAAAGAGAAACGCCGCAAGAAACUGGAAAAAACCGGUUAUAUUUCCGGAGCGCAUGAUUCUUUCUCUAUCCCAUCCCAUCACGUGACUGCACCUCCGAUUAUCCUCCGCUCCGCCAACCCGGAAAUUCAAGACCUCCAAAUCCCAUCCCAAACAUCCCACCAAAUCCGAAAUGGCAAACCACCUUACCCACCAAGCGCGCUCCACCUACCGCGCCCUGCUCCGCGAACUUCCCAACCGGCGCCUCUCAACUCCCUCCCCCUCCACCAACGCAUCCGCGCCGUCUUCCGCUCCGAACAAGAACCCACCACAUCAGACUCGACAGCACUGCCAUUCUCCCUGCCCAAAACGGACGAAGAACGCGCCCUCCGCAUCCAAGAGGCUGAUCAGUUGGCGCAAUAUGCUCGCGCCCAGCGCACUUAUUCGGCUUUGCUGGAGCGGUAUAACCCCGGCAUGAGCCUUGAUGAGGAGGAGAAGGUUAGAUUGACUGCUAGACGAGUUGGAAUGGACUUGCCUGAGCUUUAUGGGGAGGAGGGGAAGACUGGGAAGGAGUAA
Penicillium cinerascens is the source of this 594-nucleotide messenger RNA. Its product is annotated as LYR motif-containing protein. Gene Ontology annotation, biological process: mitochondrial proton-transporting ATP synthase complex assembly. Bases 1 to 594 code for a protein of 197 amino acids. Gene Ontology annotation, cellular component: mitochondrial matrix. The transcript has 2 exons. NCBI's taxonomy places the organism in Eukaryota, Fungi, Ascomycota, Eurotiomycetes, Eurotiales, Aspergillaceae. The record is from RefSeq and is a predicted model, not a curated record.